Truncatella angustata is the source of this 1599-nucleotide messenger RNA. Its product is annotated as P-loop containing nucleoside triphosphate hydrolase protein. The coding region runs from base 1 to 1599 and encodes 532 amino acids. Lineage: Eukaryota; Fungi; Ascomycota; Sordariomycetes; Amphisphaeriales; Sporocadaceae. The record is from RefSeq and is a predicted model, not a curated record. The transcript has 3 exons.
AUGGCGCCAGGAGCACUCAUUGACUCGCCUCGCUCGUCCAUCUCUGGACCUGCAGAUACCUCAGGAGACAAGCGACUUCCUGUCACUCUUCUGUCAGGGUUCUUGGGUGCAGGAAAGACCACGCUUUUGGAGCACAUCCUUACCUCACCCGACCAUGGACUCAGAAUUGGCGUCAUUGUCAAUGAUGUGGGCGCCUUGAAUAUUGACGCAGCUCUCUUGACGACCCACGACGUGACCCGCAAGGAAGAGCAGGUGGUUGCUAUGCAGAACGGCUGUAUCUGCUGCACACUACGAGGUGACCUUCUAGAAGAAGUCGCCCGCCUAGCUGAGGAUAGCAAAGUGGACUAUCUAGUCAUUGAGAGCUCAGGGGUCAGCGAGCCCAUGCAGGUUGCUGAAACCUUUUCAGAAGAAUUUGCAGAGAUGCAUGUUGCAGCCGGUUACGAUCUCGAAGCAGAAGCUCAAGCUCAAGAAGGCGAACAGAAAAACAAGCGCCUGGCAGAAAUUUUGAAGUCAGGAGGCCUUUCCAAAGUUGCCCGACUUGACACUUGCGUUACUGUUGUCGAUGCAGUUAACUUUAUGAAGGACUUCCAGACAGCAGACUUCCUUAUCGACCGCCAAAUCGACGUACCUGAGGAAGAUGACCGCAACAUCUCUGAUCUUCAGGUCGACCAAGUCGAGUUUGCUGAUGUGCUUGUCAUCAAUAAAUGCGAUCUUGUCUCGAAGGAUGAGGUAAAUCGCAUCCGAGGCGUCAUUAAGAAACUCAACCCUGACGCCAAGAUUCUAACAACAACCAAGUCUCGACUCAAUCUGGAAGAGAUUCUCGAUACACGAUUGUUCUCUUAUGAGAAAUCCGCUCUUAGUGCCGGCUGGCUAAAAAGCCUGAACGAAGAGAUUAAUCCCGAGACCGAGGAGUACGGUAUUGGUACAUUUAUCUACCGAGCCCGUCGACCGUUUCACCCGGAACGUCUGUGGAACACGAUCAAAGACGUGUUCAUCGUAAUACAAACAGAGUAUGAAGCUGAGGAUUCCAUGGAUGUUGAUGGCGAAGAUCACAACGAGUCUCAAGAUGAGUCAGAUACCGAGAUGGACGACGAGGACCAGCCACAACUUAAUCCUCAAGCCCGUUUAGAGAGCAAAAUGAGAGACGAGACGUUCGGCCCGCUACUCCGAUCCAAAGGUUUUCUUUGGCUCGCAACUCGACCCAGAAUGUUCGGCGAAUGGUCGCAAGCUGGCGUUAUGCUUACAAUUUCUGCAGGCGAUUUGUGGCGUUGCGAAGCGCCUGAAUCAGAGUGGCCGAAGGAUCCGAAAGCCCGCGCUGCCAUUAUGAAGGACUAUGAAGGAAAAUGGCAGGAUCGCCGACAGGAAAUUGUCUUCAUUGGGCAAAAGAUGCGUUCAGGCGGUGAAGAACGUCUUCACUCUGCCUUGGACGCUUGCUUGCUGACCGAUAAGGAGUUCAAGUCUUGGGAGAAGGCCAUGAAUUCUAAGCACCCGCAGGAAAAGCUUGACGGGCUUUUCGAGGAUGGGUUCGAGGACUGGCCGGAGGAUCUCCAUGCGGAUCAUGGUCACGACCAUGCUGGGGGAGAAGUUUGUCAACUUUAG